AGCUCGUUGGCUCAAGCUGAAUUCCUGUUGUACGUUACGUGCAUAUGCAGCUUCAGCCGGAGAGGGCUGCGGGAUGCGCAUGAUUGGCAUCAGCUUCGGACUCGCAUCACUCACUGUCCAAGGCUGGUGCGCAGUCGCCCUCCACCUGGAACUCAGCCUGGGCCCAGAGGACCCCGCCGCGGUCGCGCGCGGGCCAGACCCGAACGUCACUGAGCAGCCGGCUCUCGCCACAGCAGGCGCGAACGGGACGGCCUCGCACAGCACCAAGACAGGCGGGGCGGAGGCCCCCGCGGCAGGCUCCGACGCCGGCGACAGCACGGCCGCGCGCGGAGCCCAGCGGCCGCUCGCGCCGCCGCCCGAGGCCAGGCCGACCGUGCAGAGCGAUGACCGUCGGAGCACGAGGAUACACAUCCGCAUCCCGCCGGCGUCCCCCGUGGGGAGCGCCUCGACCACGGCCGCUGCCGCCGCGAGCGGCGCUCCCGCCGUGCGCGGCGCAGCCCCGCAGGGCAGCGAGGGCGCGCUCGCGGGGCCGCGCGCGGGCGACCUGGAGGGGGACGCGCCCAUCCCGCCGGCGUCUCCCGAGAGGAGCGCCUCGACCACGGCCGCUGCCGCACGGGGCGGGGCUCCCAUCUUGCGCCGCGCGGCACCGCAGGGCAGCGAGGGCGCGCUGGCGGAGCCGCGCGCGGGCGACCCGGUCCCUGAGGGGAGUGCCCCGACCACGGCCGCUGCCGCCGCGAGCGGUGCCCCUGGCGUGGGCGCUGCGGCCCCGCAGGGCAGCGAGGGCGAGCGCCUGGGGCAGGACGGCCCCAAUGCCACCGACAGGUACGACAUGUCGUAUCUCAGGCGCCUCGAGGAGGAAGAGGAGAGGAAGGGAGUGGUCAUCGACGGGUACCCGACGUACCCUGGGUGCUUCGUGCGCAUGCCCACUGGAUGCCGGCAGCACCUGAAGAAGACGCACCUGUGGCGCCACGACGUGUGGGCUGAGAGAAAGAACGUCACGCAGGACCAGUGCAGACAGCGGAAGCAGUUUUGGGACGGCUACUGUGAUACCUCGGACGUGAAGAUGGUGUUCAAUGGAAACGCGGAGCAGCAGGAGGAAGCGCAAGCUCGGCUUGAGGAGAGGAAGAGCUGGGUGAUCGACGGAUACCCGCAGCACUACGGGUGCUACAUGCGCCUGCCCACCGGGUGCCCGCUCCACUACAAGAAGACGCACUGGUGGCGCCACGACACGGCGGCCGAGGAGCACGACCUGACCGAGAGCUCGUGCGCCGACCGGAAGCGGUACUGGAACGACUACUGCGGCACCGCAGACGCGGAGACGAGAUACGUGCCCCUGUCCGGAGCCGAGGAGGCCGCCGGGAGGCCGGGCGCCGCCGACGAGGCGGCCCGCCGAGCGCAGGCAGAGGAGAAUGCCGUCUUCGAGGCGAAGAUGGGGCAGCGGCUGCUGGGCCUGAUGCGCAAGGCGACCGAGGACCUGCCCACCGAUCCGAGCCAGUGGGGGCUCACCAGCCCGGGGCCUCUCCUGCCGCUGCUGCUCGUGGCGUCCCUCGCGGCGUGCCGCCUCGGCGCCCCCUCGUGGGCCAUCGGCGGCGCCGCGCCGCGCCGCGGCCUGGGCGCCGCCGGGCCCCCCCCCCUCUGGAAGGUCCCGUCGCACCGGGUGCGCUGCCGGGCCGUCCAGGAGGCCGCGCCGCCGCCGCCACCCAGGCCUCCGCGGGAGCGCAGGAUGAGCGAGAUGGAGAAACAGGCCGACGCCGUCGUGCACGCCGUGGUGGCGGUAGAGUUGCUGGACUGGCACGGCAAGUUGGGGGGCUCGCUGGAGCACUCCUUCCGGAAGUGCGUGUACACGCCAGUGAUGCCGCGGCUCCUGAGGCUGACCACGCGCGAGCGCAGCGCGUUCGACGACUACAGGGCUGACGGGCCGAACGGCAGGAAGAUCUCCAGGCCCAGCCGGGUGCACGACGCCACCCUGGAGCGCCAGUUCACCUUGGGCAACAUGUUCACGGUUCAGGCCCUCGCGGAGCUCGGCCGGGUCGACGACGCGCGCUGGCUCACGCGGGCGCAGUGCACAGGGCGCCGCGAGUUGGUGUCCGCGGAGGUAGAGGCUGGCGAGGACCCCGCGGCGAAGGACCUGAUCUCCUGGUCGGAGGCCAUCAUCAAGACGCCGGACGGCAAGGAGAUCCAGAUCCGGGACCGGCCCAACGGGCACACCGAAGCGACGUUUAACAUCUGGGUCCUCCCGAUCUUCGUGGACCACGACCGCAACAACCAUGCCGAGCGCAACGCGCUGCUGCUCGCCCUCGAGCACAUGCCCAUGCACUCGGUGCACGAGGGUGUCGACGGGGUCUACGAGGGUGCGAUCCGGGUGUACGCGAGCCACACUCCAUGCAUAUCGUGCCUGUCGUCGAUGUGCCAGUUCACCAGGGCCUGGCCGGAGGCCAAGAUGAGGGUCACCUACGACCAGUGGCGCAGCACGCGCAGGUGGAUCGGCUAUGACGGACCAGCCGAGAUCACCCGAGUGGACGAGGAUGAUUAG
Molecule: messenger RNA, 2533 nt
Organism: Prorocentrum cordatum
Lineage: Eukaryota; Dinophyceae; Prorocentrales; Prorocentraceae
Source: the annotation of a GenBank genome assembly